Molecule: messenger RNA, 1635 nt
Organism: Prorocentrum cordatum
Lineage: Eukaryota; Dinophyceae; Prorocentrales; Prorocentraceae
Source: the annotation of a GenBank genome assembly
AGCCGCUUGGGCUCAAGCUAUUUAGGCUCAGGGUCCCAUGUCGAUUGAAACGUUCUGCGGAUUGGGUCCCAACAGUGAUGCCAGCAGCCUUCGCCCGUGGUAUCCUCAGACUCUGCGUGGCUGGAUGUGCAAUCAUCGCUUUGUUUUUGGUGGUAGCUCAUGGGUCACACCUAUAUUUCCACAGUCCAGUCAUCGCUUUAGCAUUGGGCGCCAUUGUUGCCAUUACUGCAGUGGUUACUGUGAUCUUGUUGGGGUUUGGUGUUUCGGGUCUUCGGGAAUUGGUGCGGCAUCUGAUCUUUGUCCCCCUUUCGAGCCGCAGUGUCCAGGAUCCACUGUUGGAGGCCAACGAUAAAUUAGACAACCUGGAAAACUUGUACAUGCGAGAGUCGACGGCAGGGGCUCGGUUACCACCCAGCCGUUAUGCGCUGUGCCUAUGUCCUUGCUAUGCGAUCUCAGGCUACGAGAAUGGUGACCCGAUCGUGGGAGCUUGCUCGGGAGAUGCCAGGCGUGCUUGGGCACCUCUAUGGGGAUCCCUGUAUGCACUUUGGAAAUGGCAACCGAACCCAGGAAAGAUCAAAGGAGACGGCCGGCAACGGACGAUUGAACGUCCUUGCAUCGCAGCCGUUCUUGUUGGCAGUCCUUGUGCGAUCUCUUUCUGGGAAUCUGGGGAUCUCAUCAUGGGCCUUUGCAGUGGCGACGCCAAAUCUGCAGUAGUUGCCCUUCUCUGCAGUUGGGGCACGGCUUUUUUCUGGUACGCCCCUUGCGCCUGGAGACCGAAGCCUGGCUUAUUCUACCGAUCGUCGAGCAUGCACUCUGGUCCAGAUGAUCUGGAGCUGAGCCAGCUGGUCGGGAAUCCAGUCGCAGCAAGACAAGGUGGAUCUCUGGCAGCCGAGCCCGUCCAGAACUAUCUGGUCUGCCGCAACUAUCACGUAGGGUUCCAGCGGCAGGUGGAAUUAUAUUCUGAAGAUCUUGGGGCGAACGAGACACUCGAGGAUUGUUUGGACACAUUGGCUAAGAGUGAUACGGCCAUGGCAGCUUGGGAGCAUUGCAGCAAGUUGCUUUAUGCCCUCAAGGUUCCCAGAAGUAUAUCUCUGAAGGCCGAUGUGCCAUAUCACCAUGCUGAAGGUUUCACAACGUUCCAGAAAAGGUGGAUUACCUUGAGAAACCGGCAUCUUGACCUUACCCAUGGACCCCGUGGUUUAUACAAGGGUACCCUUGGAGAGGCCUGGUCGAUCGAAGAGUGCAUCAUAGUCUUGCUAGACCGUCCCGACAUCAACUACGCCGUUUGGCGGAAAGACAAAGACAACAUGCUGCACAUAUUCGACACCUCGCAGAGGGUCGUCAGCAACUCUAUGAGGUACUACGAGCUGCCGAAGGCCGUCAGCUUCCAGAGGUCCGGAGCCGCGACCCUGGCCGAGGAGCGGAGCCGCGUCCUCGACGAGGACGCUGCCCAGGACGCCAGGCGCCAGGCAGCGGAUGCCGAGCACGAGAAGGCGGGCUAAUCCGAGAGCUGGCCGAACGAGCGAGCAACCGCGCGGGCUGACGCGGCGGGCGCGCGGCGCACGCGCGCGCGCGCCGCACCCGGGGCUUCAGCGCAUUACCAAGGGGCAUCAUCUCCGAGGGCGCCUCGAUCCC